UCUCAAGUAAACAUUGAGAGAUUUCCUUACGUACAUUUUUUUUCAUCGUUAAGUUUCGUUUUUACUGAAAAAAUUCUUUGUAAUGGAGAAGUAUUCGGAGGAGUCCAAGGAUGGAAUGUCGGGCACGGAGCCGCCUCGUCCGCCAGAAAGUCUUAUAGAUCUGGAUAUGGUACGGCCAUUAAUGAGAGCAUCCUUUCUUGGUUCCGUGGCAACUGAACGCAAUGUCCCGACGACCGAAAAUGUAGCUCCUAAUCUCUUGGAGAGAAUCUUUUACCUACUCUCGGUCAUUUUGAUGGUCAUAACUUUUCCCAUUUCGGUGUUCAUGUGCCUUGUGAUCCUGCAGGAGUACCAGCGAGCGGUUAUUUUGCGCUUAGGGCGCCUCCGCCCUGGCGGACCGCGUGGUCCUGGUCUUGUUUUCACGUUCCCUUGCAUUGAUGCGUACAUUAAAGUGGACCUGCGCACCACAUCCUUUGACGUGUCGCCUCAGGAGAUUCUCACCAAGGACAUGGUGACGAUCAAGGUCGACGCAGUUGUCUACUACAGCAUCAAGCAGCCAAUUGAUGCAGUCUUGCAGGUGUUCGAUCAUAGAGGAGCCGUUGAGUUGAUGGCCAAGGCCACGCUUCGUAAUGUGGCAGGCACCCACAUGCUGCUAGACCUCCUCAUGUCUAAGGAGACUCUGUCCAAGAGAAUUGAAGCCAUUCUUGAUGAUUGCACCGAACCCUGGGGAGUGCGUGUGGAGCGGGUGGAAGUUAAGGAGAUUCUUCUGCCCGACCAGCUGCGGCGAGCUCUGGCCGUCGAACAGGAAGCCUUACGGGAGGCAAAGGCCAAGGUAGCGGCUGCUUUUGGAGAGAGAGACGCUGUCAAAGCCCUCAAGGAGGCUGCCGAUAUAAUGGAGACAAAUCCCAUUGCUCUGCAAUUGCGUUAUCUGCAAACGCUCAACACAAUCUGCAAUGACAAAACACUGUCCUAUGUUUUUCCUUUCCCGGUUGACAUUGUCAGAAAGUUGAUGAAGUAAUUUCAAAUAAAAUGUC
Drosophila subobscura is the source of this 1031-nucleotide messenger RNA. Its product is annotated as stomatin-4. The coding region runs from base 83 to 1015 and encodes 310 amino acids. Gene Ontology annotation, cellular component: plasma membrane. The record is from RefSeq and is a predicted model, not a curated record. The transcript is spliced from 3 exons. NCBI's taxonomy places the organism in Eukaryota, Metazoa, Arthropoda, Insecta, Diptera, Drosophilidae.